AUGACGUUAGCUUCAAAAAGACGUGAAUUGAGAGCUUCCUUAAGGGAACAAAUUAGACAACCUGGAAACGACGACGAAGAGGCUAUCAAUCAACAAAUUGACGACGAGCUUAAUAAGCAAUUACAUCAAGAUGCAAAUACUCAUGGCGCAACUACCAAUCAUGAACUGGAUGCUACCAAAAUCAAAUUAGAAUAUGAUGAACAAGAUGAUGAUGAUGAUGGACGUCAACAUAAUGCCGAUGGUGGUGAUAUCGAUGAUGGCGACGAUAGUGAUAGGGAUGGCGAUUUUGCCCCUGGUGCUGAAGAAGACAAUGAGGAGGAAGAGUAUUAUGAAGUUGGCGAUGAUGAGUAUGAUGGCACAUCGGGGAAACGUGGUAGAAGAGCUAGCAACCACACCAACAAGAGAGCCAAACCCGAAGGCGAAUUGGAAGUUAGCCCUGGUGGGGUACGUCCUCAAACAAGAACUAUUUUCAAAGACAUUGAUAAUCCAAACUCUUUGAAUUGUGAAAUUUGCAAUCAAGAAUUCAGAAACGUUAUUGACAAGAGAAACCACAGAAGAACCCAUUCCCAGCCUAAAAAGUAUGAAUGUGCUACAUGUGGUAAAAGAUUUAGUCAAAAGGCUAAUUUGACUAUACAUGAAACUCAUGUUCAUCAUGAUUUAGUUGUUGAUGAAGCUUUGAAAGAUGCUGCUGCUGCCGCCGCCGCUGCUGCGGCUAUUGUUGCGCACGCAGAGAAUGCGUCAUCUAAUGCUGACAACUCCGGUCAUAAUCAAGAUUUCGAUGAAGAGGCUAAUGCUGAUCACAGACAUUUGUUGCAACACCACCACCACCAACAACAACAACAACAGCAGCUUGAUUUGGCACAGCAACAUGCUCGUCAACAACAAGAGCAGUUACAGCAGUUGGCGCAACAUCGUCACCAACAACAACACCAACAAAAUCACCAGUUUGAAUCACAUGUGGUUGAUGAUAAUGUCAAUGUCUUUGCUGGCGGUAGUGACCCAACAAGACAACCACCACAUGUUGAUUUGAAAGACGUUCGAGUACACCAUUGCAAUGCAUUUAAAUGUGGUAAAGGAUUUAUUUCCUACGAAAAGUUGAUGGAACAUAUCGAAAAUGAACACCAAGGCAGAACUGGUGAACAGAAUAGUGGAGCUCCUAUUUUCGAUCCAAAUGAUCCUAACGGAGCAGCACAAGCUGCCGUACUAGCAGCUGCUACUGCAAAUGCUCACGCCCAUGGUCAUGUUCAGCACCCGGAACAUCAAUCAUCAGCAACAACACCAACACCAACACCAACACCGGCAACAUCAAGAGUUGUACCUCGUGCUGGACCAAGAAGAAAACGCGAUCCUGCAUUACAACAAGCUAAAACCCACCAAUGUACAUAUGAAGGAUGCAACAAGGCGUUUGCCAAAGUUUCCGAUUUAACCAGACACAUUAGAAUCCAUACUGGUGAACGUCCGUACGUUUGUCAACAUUGUGGAGCCUCAUUCAACCAAAGGUAUAGACUAACUACACAUGUGAGAAUCCAUACUGGUGAAAAGCCCUUUAGUUGUAAAUAUUGUGGAAAGACUUUUGCCAGAGGUGAUGCGGUGCAAUCACACAUUUUUUCGAUACACAGAGCAAAAGGUGAAGCUUUUUGA
Messenger RNA from Lodderomyces parapsilosis, 1641 nucleotides. RefSeq lists its product as uncharacterized. Gene Ontology annotation, biological process: regulation of transcription by RNA polymerase II. NCBI's taxonomy places the organism in Eukaryota, Fungi, Ascomycota, Pichiomycetes, Serinales, Debaryomycetaceae. The record is from RefSeq and is a predicted model, not a curated record. The coding region runs from base 1 to 1641 and encodes 546 amino acids. Gene Ontology annotation, molecular function: RNA polymerase II cis-regulatory region sequence-specific DNA binding; DNA-binding transcription factor activity, RNA polymerase II-specific. The transcript has a single exon.